This is a messenger RNA of Mucor velutinosus, 2121 nucleotides long. RefSeq names its product Heat shock transcription factor. The transcript is spliced from 3 exons. The record is from RefSeq and is a predicted model, not a curated record. Bases 1 to 2121 code for a protein of 706 amino acids. NCBI's taxonomy places the organism in Eukaryota, Fungi, Mucoromycota, Mucoromycetes, Mucorales, Mucoraceae. Gene Ontology annotation, cellular component: fungal-type vacuole membrane. Gene Ontology annotation, molecular function: oligopeptide transmembrane transporter activity.
AUGACAACGCCUGCUGUCGUUGAUGAAAAGUUUGAGUUGGAUUCUCCAAGAUCAUCAUUCAGAGAUGAGAAGAAAGAUUUUAUUACAGAUGGAGAUAGUAAUAGCCAAGUUAUCGUAGACGAUCAGCCUGCAGCAAACAGACAUUUAGAGGAAUUCCACUUCACCUGGCGUUCAUCUAUCGUUGGUUCAUUGCUCGGUUGUUUAGUUGCUGCCUCAAACACAUAUCUCGGUUUGAAGAUUGGGUGGACUUUUGGUGCUUCCCUCUUUGGUGCCAUCUUUUCAUUCGCUAUUCUUAAGCCUUUGUCCAGAGCACUCCCUCCCAAGUGGGGUGGUGGAUACUUUGGUCCCAAGGAAAACUGUUCUGCUCAAUCAGCCGCUACUACCGCUGGCGGUCUCUCUGCUGGUUUCGUCUCAGGUAUUCCUGCCAUGUAUAAAUUAGGUCUUAUGACUACUCCCCGUGAAGAUGCUGUUGCAUUAUUAUUGUUCACCAUCUCUUGUGCUUUCUACGGUCUUUGCUUCGCUGUACCUCUUCGUUCUCACUUUGUUGUCAAGCAAGACUUGACUUUCCCUACUCCCCGUGCUGCCGCUAUCACCAUCAUGUCUCUUCACGACACUGUUGAAGGCGAGAAGCAAGCCAUGAAGAAGGCCAAGUGGAUGGCUAUUUGGUUCGGUAUUUGCUUCAUCUGGACUUUUGCUGCCUACUGGCUUCCUUUCUUGGAUACCCUCCAUAUUCUCUACUACAUUGGUAAUGCUGCUGGCUACGCUCCUCUUGCCAAUGCUGAUGCUGUCUGGGGUUGGUUCUUCAAGUUUGAUUUCCCCUUCUUUGGUGCUGGUCUUAUGACUCCCGGAUCCACUGUCCUCUCCUUCUUCAUUUCCUCUAUCGUUAUCUAUGGUCUCAUUGGUCCUCUCUCUGUAAGCAACGGUACCUUUGUUGCUGCCUAUGGUUUCAAUGGAAAGGGUGAUACCACUAACCGUUUUUUCUUGUGGCCUGGUAUUGCUCUCAUGGCUCUUUCUGCCUUUACUGAACUCUUUGUUCACUAUGAUACUCUCUGGCGUGGUAUUAAGGGUGGCUGCGGUGAGCUCAAGCUUGCUUUCAUGCGCGGUACCAACUUCUUCCGUCGUGUUGUCCUCCGUUCUACUUUAUCUGAUGAACAAAACAACCGUUACAACUCUGAGAAGGAUGAAAAUGAGAUCUUUAGAGACGAUCAACUGGUCCCUGCUUGGUGGUGGGUCUCUGGUACUCUCCUUUCCAUCAUUUUCACUUGUGCCAUUAUGGGUGAAUACUUCGGUAUGCCCGUUUAUCAAUCUUUGAUUGCUGUCAUUCUCGGUUUCUUGCUCUCUUUCGUUGGUAUUCAAGCCUCUGGUGAGACUGAUAUUAAUCCCACUGGUUCCAUUGGUAAGAUGUCUCAGCUUGUCUUUGCCAAGAUGCCUGCUGAUAGCAUCAACCACGUCAUGAAGAACAAUUUGAUGGCUGGUAACAUUUCUGCCUCUGCUGCUUCUCAAGCUGUCGACAUGGUUGGUGAUUUGAAGACUGGUCAACUGGUCGGUGCCUCUCCUCGUUCUCAAUUCUUGGCCCAAUUCGUUGCCUCUUUCUUCGCCAUUGGUGUUGCUGUAGGUCUUUUCAUUCUUUUCGCUGAUGCCUAUCCUUGUAUUAUUGACCCCAAUAUCGAACCUCAAGAUUGUGUCUUUGGUUUGGUCGCUGUUACUGCUUGGAAGAACGUUACUCUCCUUUUGACUGGUGGCGGUGAGCCCCUAAGCAGAGGUUCUAUCAUCUGUACUGCUGUUUGUGCUGUUGCAGCUGUUGUCCUUCCCGUUUGCCGUCAUUUCUUCCUUCCUCAAAAGUAUCACAGAUACUUCCCAUCUAUCUCUGCCAUCGGUAUUGCUAUGAUUAACCCUCAACCCGAGGUUCCUUUCUCUAUGUUCCUUGGUUGGGCUGGUGGUAAGGUCUGGAAGAAAAUCAAUCCCGCUGCCUACGAUAAUCUUAUGUUCAGUGCUGCUGGUGGUUUAAUUGCUGGUCAAGGUAUUGCUGCUAUUCUUCAAGCUGUUCUCAAGAUUGGUGGUGUCGUGCCCAAUGUUGUCGUUGCUACUUGCAUCGACCAACUUGCUGAAAACUGUCCAUAA